Chelonia mydas (Green sea turtle) is the source of this 1508-nucleotide messenger RNA. RefSeq names its product transmembrane protein 208 (gene TMEM208). The transcript is spliced from 7 exons. The coding region runs from base 151 to 678 and encodes 175 amino acids. NCBI's taxonomy places the organism in Eukaryota, Metazoa, Chordata, Testudines, Cheloniidae. Gene Ontology annotation, cellular component: intracellular membrane-bounded organelle. The record is from RefSeq and is a predicted model, not a curated record. Gene Ontology annotation, biological process: vacuolar protein processing.
AGGCUGCUGGGAAUGGUAGUCCGGUGCGGAGUCAGUACCCCGCCUCUUUCCCACAGCGCGGCCUCGCCCUUUCCGUUUCCGGUGACGUGCACCCGGCGCCGGAAGCUGCGCUGCUGCUGAGUUGGUGUCGCUGCUGCCGGGGGAGCCGGAAUGGCGCCAAAGGGGAAGGUGGGAACCAAAGGCAAAAAGCAGAUUUUUGAAGAGAACAAGGAGACUCUGAAAUUCUACCUGCGGAUCAUCCUUGGUGCUAACGCCAUUUAUGCAGUUGUGAACCUGGUGAUCUUCUACACAACAGCCUCCUUCUGGACCUGGGUUGCCUUUGUGUUUAGCAUGGUGAUCUACAGUGCCAGUUACCGCUCCAUGAGCUCCAUGGCAAAGGCGUCUUUCACGGACGAUGGCAACCUUGCUGACGGGGGAAUUGACCUGAAUAUGGAGCAGGGGAUGGCAGAGCACCUCAAGGAUGUGAUCUUACUGACAGCCAUUGUCCAAGUGCUCAGCUGCUUCUCCCUCUAUGUCUGGUACUUCUGGCUCUUGGUGGUGGACAGGUCUAUUGCCGGCAUUUCCCACAUCCAGAAAAUGGUCUCCGCGAUGGGAGAAAAGAGUUACUGUGACACUGAGACACAUUGGUGCCAGCCAGCAAAGGGGUCACUGUCAGUUAGAAGCAAUGCCUGUCUCUGACCUGACAAACUCACUGUGCCUAAUACACUGCUUUCAAGGUAUUUAUUAAAGAAGGGCAGCUUGUGAGGUCUCUGCUGAAAACUUGUAACUUAUCAAUCCUCAAUCAUUGCAAGAUAUGUGCACUGGUUUUACUUAAGGGAUAAUGUAACUAGAUUGAAAAUUAGGCCCUUAUGGGUCUUGAGGAAAGUGAGUCAACUGGGAAUAAUGUGUCUUGGUGACAGCCCAUUAAAGUGGAAAGGGGUUGCCACCCCCCUUGCUGGCUAGCCAAUUACAUAACGUAUAGUGCUGUCGUCCACCAUUGCAGCAGCCCAAACAAUCAGUGGCAAACCAUCAAAGAUAAACUAUAAGCCCACUGAAGUGAGAUGGGAUGCUAUGGCAGCGAAGAGAUGGCCCUCCGCGUAAAGGCAAAGGACUGAUUCAGUGUCUCACAGGGUGGAGAAAGACACGCUGCAGCAUCCAGCCACUGACAAAGAACCUGGCUGAGUGGGGAUGCUGCAUGGAAGAUGCUGUCCUAGCUCCUGGGGACUAGCAAAUGCUGCAAAAGACUGAACUUUCAGGAGAGAAUCUACUUGAUUGGAUAGAUAAGGUAACUAGUAAUAAAUGUCAGCCCUAGUUUGUGUUUUAUAUGUAGCCAUUUUUUUCCAUCGCUCACACUUGUUUCCAUUCUCUCUCAAAUAAAUUUCUUUUUCAUAGAAAUUCAGGACAGGAAGGGACUUGGAUAGAUCAUCUAGUCCAGUCCCCUGCACUGAGGCAGGACUAAAUAUUAUCUAGGCAUCCCUGGCAGGUGUUUGGCUAACCUGUUCUUAAAAACCUCUGACAACAGAGAUUCC